Molecule: messenger RNA, 1560 nt
Organism: Dracunculus medinensis (Guinea worm)
Lineage: Eukaryota; Metazoa; Nematoda; Chromadorea; Rhabditida; Dracunculidae
Source: the annotation of a GenBank genome assembly
AUGUUAUCUGGUGAUGCAUCACUGAGCCUUGUUAGACUAUUUCUAAUUUCCUGUUUGAGGAUAUACAUGCUUUGCAUUUUAUUUUUUCCACUAUUCUCUUCUUACCCAUUCGUAAAACGAUCUGAAAAGCUGUACACAUGGUGGUGGCAUGCAUUGCUUUGGUCAGUUCAGAGGAGUGGACCGACCAUUAUAAAGCUUUGCCAGUGGGCAAGCACUAGACGCGAUUUAUUUUCGAAAGAAUUUUGCGACAACAUGGCUUCUCUUCAUAUAAAGACUACACAUUCUCAAUGGAAGUUUUCAAAAAAUAUGUUGAACGAACUUUUUGGCAGCAGUGUUUGGGAAUCAUUUCUUUUGUCGAUAGAAAAGGAUCCCAUCGGAUCUGGUUGUGUAGCACAGGUAAAUAAAAUUUUUUUUUCAAUUAUUAUAGUUUAUAAAGCCAAAUUGGAUCUUUUGACUUUGAAAAAAAAAACAGGUGUAAAUUUACUCGAAACGAAUAAGGAGCGUUUUAUUGAUGUCGCCAUAAAAGUAGCGAAACCUGGAAUCCGUGACCAAAUUGAAUUUGAUCUCUCAAUUUUACGAGUUAUUGCUCAUAUUGCCGAAAAAUUCAUACCUUGUCUUGUUUUCUUGAAUCCUGUGUUAUGUCUUGGCCAAUUCGAAACGGUUUUAAAACGGCAAAUUGACUUGAGGAAUGAAGCAAAAGCAUUAGAUGUACGCUUUUCGAACAAUUUCGACUUAAAAACAACAGGAGUCUGUUUCCCAUCUGCUCUGCUUUAUAGUAGAAACGUAAUUAUCGAAACUUUUGAAGAAGGGAUAUACAUCAAUCAUCUAGUCACUGAACAGCAUCAGGUUAUUAAAAAUGCUUUAUUUGUCAUUUCUAUUCCCAGUUCUUUCGUACCAGCCAUAAGAAAACGUGUUGCUUUAACAGGAAUUCGCGCGCUUUUAAAAAUGAUUUUUGUUGAUAAUUUUGUCCAUGGUGAUCUUCAUCCUGGUAACAUUCUUGUUCGGUUUGGUGAUAGAAUCGAUGAACUCGAAAAGAUGUCGUAUUUUAAAACAUUUCUCAGUUGGACGAUCGAGUUCAUACGAGAAAACUUUGGCUUUAUGCACCAACCUGCUAUACGUCUUUUUAAAAUUGAAAAGUAUAGCAAUGAGCCUACUUUGGUAGUACUAGAUCCUGGAAUCGCCAUAGAGCAAGCUCCUAAAAAUCUUCACAACCUACGAGCUUUAUUUAGAGCGGUUAUAGAAAAACGCGGAAAAGAUGUUGGUGAACUUUUACUGAGUCAAGCACCACAGCAAGAUUGUUUAGAUCCUAUUCUCUUUUGUUCUGAAGUUGAUGAUCUUGUUCAGCGUGCUCGUUCAAUAAAUAGUUUAAAAAAGUUUAAUAUUUCCGAAUUACUCAAUGAACUAUUUUCAAUUGUCAGUCGACAUCAUGUAUAUUUGGAUACAUCAUUCACAACUGUUAUUCUUGCAGUUAUGGUGCUAGAAGGAUUUGGUCGAUCGCUUGAUCCUGAGCUUGAUCUAUUUAAAUGUGCUAGGCCAUAUUUACUUUCUGUUGCUCAUUGA